UUGCAUUGCAGGCAGCCUUAUUCACAAUGCGCAUAUCACUCUGGAUAAAUGCCAUCAAUCAAACAUCGGAAAUUGCCGAUACUUACGUUUCCUGUUAGGGAAAUUACAUAAUUCAGGGUUUUCAAUCCGUACGUUUGUGCAUUUUGAACCGCGUACAGUGUGGGAGGAAAAGCUGCCUGACAAGUGCUAAGCAGGGCAAAACUUCGCUACUCAAUCUGUCCACUAUUACACUCAAUUGCUACUAGCUAGGUAGACUACCUGGCGAUAGCUCACUGGAAGCAAAUAGCACAUGAGUGCCAGCAGCACACCAUCCUGCGGACAGAAAUGAACCAUACUACUCCGGAGGCACUGGGUCUUGACCCUGCCGUGCUGAGAGACGAUCUCUUCGAGCACUGGAACCGGAGAGAUCUUCAGAUGCUACGCUUGGCAGCUCUCCAGGGAUUUUCAAAGGUAACUGAGCCUCUCGAGGCCUUGCUAACAAUCCUGGAGGGCUGUCCUGGCAAACAGAAGGGUCGGAGCCACACCCUCGGCCAUCAUAUCCUCAUGGAAUUCCAGGCAUGGAUGAAGGAACAUCCGCAGGUGACCCUGAGCUCACUCCCGGAGCAGCAAGUAUUGGCACUCCAACACCGGGCCCUGAGCUUACUAACAGAUAUCCAGCCUAGCUUUGCAGACACGCUCAUAAACAUCUACCACCUCAGUUCCCUCGAUCUAGCCACGCUCCGAGCACACAUUGUGAGGUUGCAGGCUCUUGCCUGCUACAAAGAGUCAGCAGUGCUCAGCAUAAAGCUGAAGUUACAGAAAGAGCUGGAUAUGGAGGAGGUGUGUGUACCACUAAUCUUGCAGAAUAAGUUGGCGUUGGCAGAGUCCUUCGUCACAGGCCACAGUCAUCUAGAGAAACAACUGGUGACACUGCUGGAUUCGUGGUGUCACCCCAACUUCAGUGUGGAGGAGAUACGCAAACGGUUCCCUCGUCUUUCUCUGUCCAAACAGUGCAUGGACCAGAUCCAGCCCAAAAUGCUCACCAAACAAGUCUUCCGCCUCAUGGAGAAAUUCAACAUAGACCAAGGGCUGUGUCCCAAUGCCCUGCACAAGAGAAGACUGGACUCCCUGCGUUACCUCAUGUAUGCAAGGUUUCUGGAAAAAAGCAUGACAGAGGAGAACUGGACUGACCAUGUUCAGUUCGUUGUGGCUGAUGACCUUGAGCUGCAGAUAAACUUGGUGGAGAUGUUGGUAAAGAACUGUGGUCUCCAGAAAGCCUCUCAGUGGUCACUGAGAUACAACAUCCCCAGAUAUCGACUUCCCCUUGGAGUGUGGGAAACGCAGCAGAGUCUUCCGCCUGAUCUACAACAGAUAUGUCCGAGCGAUUUGGUGCAAACUGAAGAGUGGGUGUCAUCUCCAUCUCACCGUCAGAAGUUCUAUCAGGCUCCACUCACCAAGGACAAGGUUCAUUUUGUGGACACGCCCGAAGCGCUCCAGAGAUGUCGAAACAUUGUGCUGAAGGAAGGUGGCAUUGUAGGAGUUGACAUGGAGUGGCAGCCAACGUUUGGCUGUAUCUCAACUCAGAAGGUUGCCCUGGUCCAGCUCGCAAUUAUUGACCAGGUUUUCUUAUUAGACCUCUGUGCAAACGGAUUCUGUCAACACCCAGAUACUGUUGGUUUCGUCAGGAGCUUGUUCUCUGAGAGAAAUGUUCUUAAACUAGGUUAUGGUAUGUCAGGUGAUCUGAAGUGUGUCUCGGCCACCUGGCAACAGUUUUUAGAGGAGCCAUUGAAGAUGGAGGGAAUUCUUGACCUUCUUAAUAUACACCAGAAGAUCCAGCGUAGCAAAGUCAAGAGGACUCAUAAUGGACCUAAAGAGGUGCUGGUAAGAGAGGACUUUGCAGAAAAGGGCCUCAGUCUGUUGGUACAACAGGUCCUGGGAAGGCCUCUGGACAAGACAGAGCAGAUGUCCAACUGGGAGAAACGGCCACUGCGCAUCAGCCAAAUUAGAUAUGCAGUGGCAGAUGCCUAUUGUUUACUGGACGUAUACUCUGUCCUCUCAAGCAACCCAGCAUACUUUGGGCUGCCAGCAGACCUGCGUAGCAUUUCUUCAAGCCAGUCGGAGAAGAGUGCAGAUAAGAAGCAGAAAGAGAAACAGGCUGAGCAGAUGAAACAGGAAUGUCAGGGGGCUCAAAGGGUCACCCCCCCUCGCUCUGACAUGGAGAAAGGCCUCCUGUGUGGCGAGAAGCCCUCAGAAGAUGCUCCCCUUCUGGCCCCCCAGAAGUUGCGGGUGGUGUGUGACAACAUGCUGCAGGGACUGGGGAGGUACCUGCGAUGUUUAGGAGUCGAUGUGAUCAUGCUGGAGAACACUGAUGAUCACAGAAAAGCUGCAAAGUUAGCACAAGACGAAGGCCGAGUCAUACUCACCUGUGGACAACCGUUCCAAAGUCUGCGGUCCCAGGUAGGCGAGGGUCGCUGUCUGUCACUUGACUGUUCAGAGAAGGCCAGAGAUCAGGCUGUUCGAGUCCUCAGACACUUCAAUGUCCAGCCCACUCCCAGCGAUAUCUUCAGCCGCUGCCAGGCCUGUAACUGCGAUCAGUAUGUGGCGGUGCCCAGAAAGGACAUGAUUGGGAUGCUCAAGCAGAAAGGAUUUUUGGGGGACCAGGACGACACUGACCACACACAACAGCCGGAUGAGGAGAUGACCCCCGGUGUGUCCUCUGACCUCCCCAGGUAUGCCCUUCAGUGUCAGUGGGCCCCCCUUUCAGGUCUGGACCCCGACACGCUGACCUUUCCCGGGGGGGAACCGAUACAGCUCCACACUGUUCCCCCCGGCCUCCUGCCGAGGAUAGCGCUCUUCUAUGUCUGCACCAGAUGUGGCAAGGUGUUCUGGGAAGGCUCUCACUUCGGCCGUGUCCUUUCGAUGUUUCAGGACGUCUUUCACAUAACAGACACUGACUCAGCUGCAGCGCCGGUUCCAGCUGCUCAGCAUGACUGACUAAAAGUGGAGCUGCUACAUUUCCUCACCCUUAAAAAGACAUCUACAAUAAUUCUUUGCACAUUUAGGUCCCAGAUUUCAUGAAAUCCAUAUAAAUCGCCUCAUAGAUAUUGUUUUUGUUUUCACAAUGUAUGACUUUUUAUUUUCAGACUUUUAAUUUGUCAGAGUUCUUUUCACAUGUACAAAAGUUUCAGUGGUUUUAAACUUGUCACGUUUAUAUGAAUUGAUAAUUCAAUGAACCAAAGACUUUUUUUACUUUGUCAUUACUUUGGUUGACUGUACUCACUGUUAUACCAUUCACUCAGCAGGGGAUGAUAUUAUCAAUUGUAAGAUAAGAAGAUGCUUUAAUGUUGGGUUUGUUUCCUUUAGCAUUUUUUAAAUUGUUUUGAUCUAAAAGCUGGGGCGAAAUGAUGACUUUGCCUUUUUAAACAGUCUUUGGUAAUCUGAUUAUCUGUGUUUACAUUUGUGUACCAUUCAAUUAUUAAGAUGAAAGCUGAGUAAGUGUUAAUAAACUUUUCAUUUCUUAAUCAA
This is a messenger RNA of Acanthopagrus latus (yellowfin seabream), 3504 nucleotides long. It is a transcript of the gene exd3, whose product is annotated as exonuclease 3'-5' domain containing 3. The record is from RefSeq and is a predicted model, not a curated record. Gene Ontology annotation, molecular function: nucleic acid binding; 3'-5' exonuclease activity. The coding region runs from base 325 to 2973 and encodes 882 amino acids. Lineage: Eukaryota; Metazoa; Chordata; Actinopteri; Spariformes; Sparidae. The transcript is spliced from 21 exons. Gene Ontology annotation, biological process: nucleobase-containing compound metabolic process.